This is a messenger RNA of Racocetra fulgida, 240 nucleotides long. NCBI's taxonomy places the organism in Eukaryota, Fungi, Glomeromycota, Glomeromycetes, Diversisporales, Gigasporaceae. The record is from the annotation of a GenBank genome assembly.
AUGACCAGCAACGAUGGAAUACCUCGAGAAUUAUUUCAGUUAAUAGGUGGUCCACCUCCAAUAGCUUUUGUAAAGCCAGCUUUUAAGGCAAAACCAAAUUUGCGUAAAAAGGCUGUUCAUUGUUUUAAUAAUCAAGGACGAGGACAAGAUGAUCAAUUGACAUUACAACACUGGGUCAAAUGUACACCUACUUCUGAAUCUGAAGAUUCUGGUAAAGUCACCUUUAUUAACAAUGUUUAA